Molecule: messenger RNA, 843 nt
Organism: Fusarium coffeatum
Lineage: Eukaryota; Fungi; Ascomycota; Sordariomycetes; Hypocreales; Nectriaceae
Exons: 2
Coding region: 1-843 (280 amino acids)
Biological process (GO): proton transmembrane transport; potassium ion transport
Cellular component (GO): mitochondrial inner membrane
Source: RefSeq, a predicted model, not a curated record
AUGAGAUUAUACCUCCUCCCGCUCUCCACGCGGCGAACGCUGCUCUACGCGAAACGACUCGAAGUCACCACUGCGCCACAGGGUCGCUCCUACGUUGACAAGGGCACCGCCUGGGCCGCCAGAACUUGGGCGCAGUGGGAGAAGAUGGAUAAGGGCUGGAAGCGAAAGGUCGUCGACUAUGGAAACUAUGCUUUUCGGCGCAUCCCCUACGAGGAAUGGGGUCUCAAGUCGGUGCCGCCUCUGUCUUCGAGACGUCGUGAUAAGGAGAUUCAUGGCGCAAAGGUCGAUUUGUGCUUUCCGAGCUCUGUGAUACCGCCUAGCAAGGCCGAGGGUAUUCUUCAGACUCUGGCGACGGAGAGGCAGGCUCUGCAUAAGAAGAGGCUUGUUUGGUGCAUCGUGGGCAUGCCGAUUACUAUCCCGUUUGCCCUGGUACCUAUCAUCCCCAAUCUGCCCUUCUUCUAUCUUGUCUACAGAGCCUGGUCGCACUACCGAGCUAUUGCGGGUGGGAAGCAUGUCCAAUGGCUUCUGGAGCAUAAACUACUACGGACGUAUCCGUGUGCGAAGCUCGAUCAGCUCUAUGCGCUACAUGCCCCGCCCGCCGAAGAGCCAGAAAACAAGGAACGUAUGCUGCUCACCCAAAAAGAAGUCCAGACUUUCUCCGACACUCUCGACAUGCCGGCUCUCGAAGUCGAACUUGAAAGAGCGAUAUGGCAGGUUGAACACGCCGUGCUUGAUCCAGAUGGUAAGAGCCCGCCUAAAGAAAAAGCAGCCGGGACAGCGGCUGAUGAACCAGGAUCCACUGAACCUGUAGAGGAGAAGUAUAAAGAGAAGAAAGAGCAAUGA